AUGACAUCAGCACCAAUUGAUGGUAUUAAACGUUCAAAUGUUUGCGGAGAUGGAUAUCGUAUUGAAGGAGCAUUACUUAAAUCUUAUCCAUAUGCUAAAAGUGAAUCCUAUUUACCGUAUGAAGAUUGUUAUAUGACAUUUAAAUCUCGUCGACAAGAUAAUCAAAUACGUAUUCGUAUAUUAUCAUUAGAUCUCAAUGAUAUUCAUGGUGGUGUUAAUUGUUUAGAUUCACUUCGUUUUUAUAAAUCAGCAUAUGUUAAUCGAUUAGAUAAACUUAAUACAGUUGAAUGUGGACAAUUAACUGAAAAAGAAAGAUUUACUGUUAUUUCACCAACAGGAAUUGUUACUGCUCAUUUUUCAACCGAUGGUGGAAAUGUUAGUGGUAACGGUUUUCGAGUUGUUCUUACUGCCUUUCGUUCUCCAAAUAAAACACAUCCUUGUGAUGAAAAUAACGAAGAAUUUCUUUGUAGUAAUCAAGAAUGUAUUAGUAAUAUACUCUUAUGUGACGGUGUGCCUCAUUGUUUGGAUGAAUCUGAUGAGUCACCACAUCGUUCAUGUACUUCUAGUAAUGCUGAAUCUUCAAAUAGUGGUAAUAUUGAAUCAAAUAAUCGUACAAGAACAUCUAAACGUCAGCAUUGGCGUGGCAUUCUGAUAGCUGCUUUUUUACUUAUUAUCUUAACUAAAACUGGACCGAAAACAACAACUGCAACAACGACAACACAAGUUAUUCUUGAAAAUAAUAAAUCCACUGGGAAACGUCUUGAUGAUGAUUAUAGUUUAUUAUAA
Adineta steineri is the source of this 786-nucleotide messenger RNA. NCBI's taxonomy places the organism in Eukaryota, Metazoa, Rotifera, Eurotatoria, Adinetida, Adinetidae. The record is from the annotation of a GenBank genome assembly.